This is a messenger RNA of Uloborus diversus, 4614 nucleotides long. RefSeq names its product glutamate receptor ionotropic, kainate 1-like. Gene Ontology annotation, molecular function: glutamate-gated receptor activity. NCBI's taxonomy places the organism in Eukaryota, Metazoa, Arthropoda, Arachnida, Araneae, Uloboridae. Gene Ontology annotation, biological process: monoatomic ion transport. Gene Ontology annotation, cellular component: postsynaptic membrane; plasma membrane. The record is from RefSeq and is a predicted model, not a curated record.
AUGACCGGAAUCAAACAAAAAUUCAACGACUGGAAGACAUUAGAGGGUGCUAUCUUCAGUGAGUUAGAACGUGGAAGUCCUUCGGAGCUAGCCUUUAAGUACGGAAUUUAUCGUUUGAACAGAGACCGUUCUCUUCUGCCUAACACAUCCCUCCAAUACGAUAUACAAUACGUUCCACCUGAUGAUUCUUUCCACGCAGCAAAGAAAGCAUGCCUUCAAGUAAGUGGAGGAGCUAGUGCCAUUUUCGGACCUCAAAGUUCUCUGCUCGGAGGCCACGUGCAGAGCCUUUGUGAUGCCCUUGACAUACCCCAUCUGGAGGCAAGACUGGAAGCUUCAGAGGCAUCGGAGGCCAGCAAAGAGUUCUCAAUCAAUCUUUUCCCUUCACCAUGGAUGCUGGGAAGGGCAAUUCGAGACUUGACUCGAUACCUUAAUUGGACCAAAGUGGCCGUCCUUUAUGAAGAAGACACUGCGCUUUUACCUCUUCAAGAGUUACUACGACUACCUGUGCCAAAGAAUGUGCAGUACGUCUUCCGGAAAACAGACAGGGAUGGAUUUCGGGACGUACUUAGGGACAUUAAAGGCAGGGGAAUCUACAGUAUCGUGGUGGACACAAGGCCGGAAAAUCUUCAUCAUCUACUUCAGACGAUCCUUCAAGUCCAAAUGAAUGACUACAAAUAUUAUUAUCAUUUUACAACAUUAGAUGUUGAGACCUACAAUUUAGAGGAUUUCCGUUACAACUUUGUAAAUAUGACUGCUUACCGAAUCGUUGAUUUGGAAAACUCAUCCGUUAAGAAGGUCCUAUUAGAUAUGGAAAAGUUUCAAUCUGUUGGACAGCACAUCCUAGAUAAAUCCAGUCUGAUAAAAACCGAACCAGCCUUGAUCUACGAUUCAGUGUACGCCUUAGCCUGGGGACUGAAUGCAUUGCAAGGUGGUGCUACACUCCGUCCGGCAAACGUGUCUUGCGAAGAAGAGGUGCCUUGGACGGAUGGAAGCAGCCUUUUCAACUAUAUUAAUGCAGUAGAGUUUCGAGGCUUGACGGGGAAAAUCCAGUUCAAAGAAGGAAGAAGAAGUAACUUGAAGUUGGAUUUAAUGAAACUCAGACAAAACAGCAUGGAUAAAGUUGGAGAAUGGUCAACGGGUCAAGGACUUAAUAUUACUAAUCAUGCAGCCUUUCAUGAGUUUGGAACAACCAACAUUACUUUGAGAGUUACAACUAUCGAGGCCAUUCCGUAUGUGAUGAUGAAAAACGAUUCUUCCGUGAAAGGCAAUGACCGUUUCCGUGGCUUCUGCAUCGACCUGCUGAAUGCUGUUGCAAAUCAACUUCAUUUCGAUUACGUAAUCUAUUUAGUUCCUGAUACGAAGUAUGGAGCCCCCGAUCCAACCACUGGUGAAUGGAACGGUAUGGUUAGGGAGCUCCUUCAGCAGUCCACUCCAUACGUGAUGUUAAAAGCAAACCGUAACCUGACGGGCAACGACCGGUUCGAAGGCUUCUGCAUCGAUCUCCUGAGGACUAUCAGUGAGCUGUUGGGGUUCAACUACGAUCUAUACUUGGUACCGGACAAUAAGUUUGGGGCGGAGAACACGAGUUCUGGGGAGUGGAGUGGACUCGUGAAAGAGAUUAUUGAGAAGAAUGCCGAUCUUGCUGUUGCACCGAUGACGAUUAAUUACGCUCGAGAGAGUGUCAUCGACUUCACUAAACCUUUCAUGAACCUCGGAAUAGGCAUCUUGUUCAAACUCCCCAAAAAUCUGCCGGUCCGUCUUUUUUCGUUCAUGAGCCCACUGGCGGUGGACAUAUGGCUGUAUGUGCUCGCCGCGUAUGUAGCAGUGAGUGGAACCCUGUUCGUCGUAGCCAGGUUCAGCCCUUACGAGUGGCAAAACCCGCACCCAUGUCUGGCAGAGGCAGAUGUUGUUGAAAACCAAUUCAGUCUUGGUAACAGCUUCUGGUUUACGAUUGUAACCUUGAUGCAUCAAGGUUGUGAUCUCAAUCCGAAAGCAACUUCAACUAGAAUUAUAGGUGCCCUCUGGUGGUUUUUCACGCUCAUUAUGAUUUCAUCUUACACUGCCAAUUUAGCAGCUUUCUUAACAGUUGAACGCAUGAUAACUCCUAUCGAAAGUGUGGAAGAUCUCGCAGAACAAAGCAAGAUUUCUUACGGUACUCUGGAAGGAGGAUCCACUAUGACUUUUUUCAGGGACUCAAAGAUAGAGACUUAUUUAAAGAUGUGGCGUUUCAUGGAAAGCCGUCCAGCCGUUUUCGUGGGUUCAUACGAAGAAGGAGUGCGAAGGGUUCUGGAAGGAAAUUACGCUUUUCUGAUGGAGUCCACCAUGCUUGACUAUAUGGUGCAAAGAGACUGCAAUCUCACGCAAGUUGGAGGACUUCUUGAUUCCAAAGGAUAUGGAAUAGCUACUCCUAUGGGUUCUCCAUGGAGGGACAAGAUAUCAUUAGCCAUCCUCGACUUACAGGAGAAAGGUGUCAUCCAAAUGCUCUACAACAAGUGGUGGAAAAGCCCUGGAAUCGCUUGUUAUCGGGACGAGAAGAAUAAAGACGGCAAAGCCAAUGCACUAGGUGCAGACAAUAUCGGAGGGGUGUUCGUUGUGCUACUCGUCGGCCUGGCUGUAGCCGUCCUCACAGCCGUCGGAGAGUUCUGUUGGCAUUCCAAGAAGAGCGCCCAGACGGCUAGGCAAUCCCUGUGUGCCGAAAUGGCGGAGGAGCUCCGGUUUGCCGUGAAGUGUCGUGCCUCCCGCCAGCGUCCAGCACUCCGCCGUCAAUGUUCCAAGUGCAUGCCGGGCAACACCUACGUGCCAGCUGCCAUGGAAGUGCCACAAGAGAAUGGCAUCCUCCAGAUGAUGGAGAUGAGGAAAACGCCCAUGCACUACGACUAUGAGUGCAUCGCGUCUUCUACUGUGGCACGUAAUACCAAUCUACUGGAACCACGCUUCGCCUACGCUAUUCCGUAUGUGAUGAUGAAAAACGAUUCUUCCGUGAAAGGCAAUGACCGUUUCCGUGGCUUCUGCAUCGACCUGCUGAAUGCUGUUGCAAAUCAACUUCAUUUCGAUUACGUAAUCUAUUUAGUUCCUGAUACGAAGUACGGAGCCCCCGAUCCAACCACUGGUGAAUGGAACGGUAUGGUUAGGGAGCUCCUUCAGCAGUCCACUCCAUACGUGAUGUUAAAAGCAAACCGUAACCUGACGGGCAACGACCGGUUCGAAGGCUUCUGCAUCGAUCUCCUGAGGACUAUCAGUGAGCUGUUGGGGUUCAACUACGAUCUAUACUUGGUACCGGACAAUAAGUUUGGGGCGGAGAACACGAGUUCUGGGGAGUGGAGUGGACUCGUGAAAGAGAUUAUUGAGAAGAAUGCCGAUCUUGCUGUUGCACCGAUGACGAUUAAUUACGCUCGAGAGAGUGUCAUCGACUUCACUAAACCUUUCAUGAACCUCGGAAUAGGCAUCUUGUUCAAACUCCCCAAAAAUCUGCCGGUCCGUCUUUUUUCGUUCAUGAGCCCACUGGCGGUGGACAUAUGGCUGUAUGUGCUCGCCGCGUAUGUAGCAGUGAGUGGAACCCUGUUCGUCGUAGCCAGGUUCAGCCCUUACGAGUGGCAAAACCCGCACCCAUGUCUGGCAGAGGCAGAUGUUGUUGAAAACCAAUUCAGUCUUGGUAACAGCUUCUGGUUUACGAUUGUAACCUUGAUGCAUCAAGGUUGUGAUCUCAAUCCGAAAGCAACUUCAACUAGAAUUAUAGGUGCCCUCUGGUGGUUUUUCACGCUCAUUAUGAUUUCAUCUUACACUGCCAAUUUAGCAGCUUUCUUAACAGUUGAACGCAUGAUAACUCCUAUCGAAAGUGUGGAAGAUCUCGCAGAACAAAGCAAGAUUUCUUACGGUACUCUGGAAGGAGGAUCCACUAUGACUUUUUUCAGGGACUCAAAGAUAGAGACUUAUUUAAAGAUGUGGCGUUUCAUGGAAAGCCGUCCAGCCGUUUUCGUGGGUUCAUACGAAGAAGGAGUGCGAAGGGUUCUGGAAGGAAAUUACGCUUUUCUGAUGGAGUCCACCAUGCUUGACUAUAUGGUGCAAAGAGACUGCAAUCUCACGCAAGUUGGAGGGCUUCUUGAUUCCAAAGGAUAUGGAAUAGCUACUCCUAUGGGUUCUCCAUGGAGGGACAAGAUAUCAUUAGCCAUCCUCGACUUACAGGAGAAAGGUGUCAUCCAAAUGCUCUACAACAAGUGGUGGAAAAGCCCUGGAAUCGCUUGUUAUCGGGACGAGAAGAAUAAAGACGGCAAAGCCAAUGCACUAGGUGCAGACAAUAUCGGAGGGGUGUUCGUUGUGCUACUCGUCGGCCUGGCUGUAGCCGUCCUGACAGCCGUCGGAGAGUUCUGUUGGCAUUCCAAGAAGAGCGCCCAGACGGCUAGGCAAUCCCUGUGUGCCGAAAUGGCGGAGGAGCUCCGGUUUGCCGUGAAGUGUCGUGCCUCCCGCCAGCGUCCAGCACUCCGCCGUCAAUGUUCCAAGUGCAUGCCGGGCAACACCUACGUGCCAGCUGCCAUGGAAGUGCCACAGGAGAAUGGCAUCCUCCAGAUGAUGGAGAUGAGGAAAACGCCCAUGCACUACGACUGUGGAGAUUCUUAG